UAUUUCUCUUGUGUUUAUCGAUGUUAUGUGUGCUCUUCUGACGAUUAAACGCGUGUAUAGGAAAGUGUCGAACUGGAUUCAGUAAUGAUAAUAAUAUUAAUUCGAUUCAAACUCUCAGACUGAUUCAGCACUUCUGUCAUGUUUUAUGCCCUAAAUCACAUGACCUGCUAGAAGUGACAUCAUUUCCUUGGAGGGAAAGCAACUCCAAGAACAAAUCAGAGAGCAGAUAAGGUGGGCUCAUCUGGAAGGCGUCAGCUCGUGUUGUGUAACUCGGCUUUAUAAACAGCCGCAUUCUUCACAGCUGAGGAUCAUGGAGAUGUUCUGUCUGCUUUGGCUGCUCGUGUCGCUGGUUCGGCUCAGUCCGGCUCUGCCCGUCUCUCAGGAGCCCGAGGGGAACCCAGCUGACGGAAGUGUGACUCCAGCAGCAGCAGUGGAAAUGGCCACAGGAGAUCUGGUGCCCACACACUUCCCGGCGCGGCGGGCGGCUCAGGUGGCCCUGCAUCACCUGAACAUCCGUCACGGCUCGCCCUUCAGAGUGUUCGGACUGCAGCAGGUUCACAAGGCCACGGCGGAGGACGUGGGAACGGGAGGGAGGAAGUACAGCCUGGAUUUCUCUGUGACUGACUACGGCAGUUCGGGCUCAGUGCUGCGCUGCUCGGCGGACGUGUUGUUCCCCAGGACGGAGAAGCACAGUCCUCCUGAAGUCCAGCUGCGCUGUGAGGGUCUGCAGCAGAUCAAUUCGCCGGAGGAGGAAGCGUUCUACCAGAAGCACAUCUCACCCGACAGCGCCGUCUCUGCGUAUGAUAUACCAGACAGCUGCGGUAACAUCAGUCAAGACAUGAAGCCGUUCUGGCAUUUGGCUCGUGUGGCGGCGUCCUUCAUCAUGCUGAGAGAGUCCAGUGAGAACACCGAGUACAACAUGGCUCAGGUGGCCAACGUCAGCCAGCAGGAGACGAGCGAGAAGCAGCUGAUGCUGAAGUAUCACGUUCUUCUGCAUGACUUCGUCUCCCAGGAGAUCAUUCACUGGAAGCUGCUAUCAUCCUGGUCUCCUGAUGGGGGCGUCAGAGUGCUGGAGACGGAGUGGCAGCCCAAAUGCCCUCACGCUACCAAACCACCAUCGGCAAACUGAGCUCACACACACACACACACACACACUGUCUGAUCACGCAUCAAUACUAAUAAACAGAGAGAAUACA
This is a messenger RNA of Megalobrama amblycephala (Wuchang bream), 1196 nucleotides long. RefSeq names its product latexin (gene lxn). Lineage: Eukaryota; Metazoa; Chordata; Actinopteri; Cypriniformes; Xenocyprididae. Gene Ontology annotation, molecular function: metalloendopeptidase inhibitor activity. The record is from RefSeq and is a predicted model, not a curated record.